Saccostrea cuccullata (small rock oyster) is the source of this 882-nucleotide messenger RNA. RefSeq lists its product as uncharacterized. The record is from RefSeq and is a predicted model, not a curated record. The transcript is spliced from 2 exons. The coding region runs from base 4 to 399 and encodes 131 amino acids. NCBI's taxonomy places the organism in Eukaryota, Metazoa, Mollusca, Bivalvia, Ostreida, Ostreidae.
AAAAUGAACUGUGUAUUGACUUUAGCUUUUAUUUUCGUCACGAUUUUAUGCUUCAGUGAUGGACAAUUCGAACACAGUCAAGAUUUCGGUCAAAUGGAAGAUCUCGGAAGAAUGGAAGAGUUUGGACCUAUACAAGACCGUGGUCCUAUGCAAGAUCGUGGACCAAUGCAGGACCUUGAAAAAGAUUUCAAGCAAAUGCAAGAUAUCGGUUUAGAACGACAACGAUUGACUAACAAUGUGGAACAAAAAGAAGCUAAGAAACUUGAAAAACCAGAUUUACAGGAUGCUGACAAAUCAAGCAGAAUAGGCGGGAUAUAUUCAGCUGCCGGAGGGAUAUCACGCAUGCAGAGGAGGAGACGACUAUGGCCUUGUAUAAGGAGAGAUAUGACAUUGUGUUGAGAAACUGCGUUCUUGUGUAUUCAAAAAUCUUUGCAGAAUUUCAGUUUCCUAUAAAGUGACAUUUUUUUUAAUCAAGUGUUGUUUGAAUCUUGUAAAAAAUUGAAAUGAAUGGAUAAAAGUCCAAUAUGCCUUUAAAAUUGUGCAUUUAAGACCAGAGACUUCAGAAUAUACAUGUACCUUCUUUUGUAUUUGUGUGAGGAUGGGUGACGUUUUUGAUGGGUUUUGUGUGAGAGCGAGGAUUUGUCUGUGUAUCUUUGUAUAUAUUUGCUGAAAAGCAAUUAAGAAAAUGGAUUUAUUUUAUUUUGAAGUCAUUGUCUUUGUUCAGAUGGAAUUUUUAGACAAUGCCUAGGCUCAUCACACAUAAAAAAAUUCAAUUAGCAUGAAUGUGUCUUUAAGCAGCUACAUCUUCACUGAAUUCCACUCGCAACAAUUUUGGCAUGCAUUUAUAUUGCUAAACAAAGCUCACAAUUUUAUUCCUGAUAC